Messenger RNA from Eimeria tenella, 1212 nucleotides. RefSeq lists its product as uncharacterized. The transcript has 2 exons. Gene Ontology annotation, cellular component: ribosome. The record is from RefSeq and is a predicted model, not a curated record. NCBI's taxonomy places the organism in Eukaryota, Apicomplexa, Conoidasida, Eucoccidiorida, Eimeriidae. Gene Ontology annotation, biological process: translation. Gene Ontology annotation, molecular function: structural constituent of ribosome. Bases 1 to 1212 code for a protein of 403 amino acids.
AUGCGUAGCAGCAGCAGCAACAGCGUAGGCCCCGAGGCCCAGGCCGAGGCUGCAGGCAUCUCGGGUAUUUUGGGGGGCCUUUCUUUCCCUGCGUUUUGCUGCUGCUGCUGCGGCCCGGACUGCUGCUGCAAGUGCCAAGGAGGAGCAGCACACGCAGCAGCAGCAGCAACAGCAGCAGCAGAAGCAGCAGCAGCAGAAGCAGCAGCAGCAGCAGCAGCAGAAGCAGCAGCAGCAGAAGCAGCAGCAGCAGAAGCAGCAGCAGCAGAAGCAGAAGCAGCAGCAGCAGCAGCAGAGUCACCUGUUGUGUCUCGGAGCUGCACGUCUCCCUUGAUGGACAUGGCCGAUUCUCCCGUCGCCUCCGCAGCUUCUACCCCAGCAGCAGCAGCUGCAGCAGCGGCAGCAGCAGCAGCUGCUGCUGCUGCUGCUGCUGCUCGCUGCAGCAACCUUUGCCCCAUUUGCUGCCGCUGUAAAGCCAACAAAAGCUCCCAAAGAAUUCCACUGCCCAGAGAAAGCCCCUUGGCCGUAUUGGUUUGCGCAGGGGCCAUUUUCUUACCCAAGCUUGUGCAGCUGGUUCAGCUGCUGCAGCCUGGGGCCCUGGGGGCCCCCACCGCUGAUGAGCGGGCCCCCGCAGCAGCAGCUGUGGGGCCCCCAGUGCUGUAUUGGGGGCCCCCCGAAGAUUUUCUGCAGCUGCCACCUUCUGCUGCUGGUGCUGCAGCAGAGCAGCGGCUGCGGUCUGCUUCUUCGGGGCAGCAGCAGCUGGGAGUCUGGACAGCUCGGGUGCGGCGGCGCAUGUCGGAGCAGCACCAGCAGCAGCACCAGCAGCAGCAGCAGCAGCAGCAGCUGCUGGCGCUGCAGCAGCUGCAGCCGCAGCAAGGCAGCGAAAGAGAAACCUACCAAGUUUUGCUGUCGAGUCUGCGGGGCUCCCCAGCGCUCGGGCUGGAGCCCACAGUGCCGAGCAGCAGCAGCAGCAGCAGCAGCAGCAGUUUGCGGCGGCGGCGCUCGCUGCUGCAGCAGCAGCCUGCUGCGUGCUGGGGCUGCGGGGGCAGCAGCAGCUGCUGCUGCUUGCUGCAGGGCGGGCGGCUCCCCCUCGAACUGGAGCUAAACCCUUCUUUGUCUUUUCACUCUUCAAUUACUUGUGCUGUCAGCAAAGAAGAAACCUCCAAGACAAACCCUCCCAGGCUCCUCUCCUGCGGCCACGUCGUCUGCGAGUGA